This is a messenger RNA of Sorghum bicolor (sorghum), 1308 nucleotides long. RefSeq names its product heat shock 70 kDa protein BIP5. The transcript has a single exon. Bases 1 to 1308 code for a protein of 435 amino acids. Lineage: Eukaryota; Viridiplantae; Streptophyta; Magnoliopsida; Poales; Poaceae. The record is from RefSeq and is a predicted model, not a curated record. Gene Ontology annotation, biological process: protein refolding; endoplasmic reticulum unfolded protein response; cellular response to unfolded protein. Gene Ontology annotation, molecular function: heat shock protein binding; ATP-dependent protein folding chaperone; ATP binding. Gene Ontology annotation, cellular component: cytoplasm; endoplasmic reticulum chaperone complex; endoplasmic reticulum lumen.
AUGUCGCCCUCGUUCGUCGUCGCUAGGGUUUUCGUAUGUCUCGUCGCGUUUGUUGCAGCGCUCGGCAAGGCGAGCGCGCUACCGGACCACCACUGGCACUGGCCUCCCGAUCCGGCGGGGCGAGUCGUCGCCAUCGACCUGGGCAACACUAACUCCUGCGUCGCCGGCUACGACAGCGGCGACACGACCCGGACCAUGUUCCACCACUGCAUCCCCUCCUGGGUCGCCUUCCCCGACGACGACGACGGCGCCGUCCUCGUCGGCGAGGACGCCAUGAACCACGCCGCCGUCGUCAACCCCGGUGCCGCUGUCUCCGGCUUCAAGCGCCUGCUCGGCAAAAGGUUCACUCGCGUUUUCGAGCGGGAAUUCGCUCAGAGCGUCAAAGAGAAUCUGCCAUACAAGGUGUUCGAGGAGAACGCACAGGUUCAGGUCGAGGUGAAGACGACCAAGGAGGACGGCGGAGUCAGGAACGUCGGCGUCGAGCAGCUCACGGCCGCGGUGCUGGCAAAGCUCAAGGAGACGGCGGAGGCGCACCUCGGCCACCGCGUCGAGGCCGCCGUCCUCACCCUCCCGCUGGCGUUCUCCGACUACGCGUCCAGGUCGGCGGCGGUGUUCGCCGGCAGGCUUGCCGGCCUCAAGGCCGUGAGCGCGGUGCUCAGCGAGCCUGUGGCGGCCGCCAUGGCCUACGGCCUCAGCAAGAGCCUGCGCGACGAGGGCAACGUCGUCGUGCUGCACGUCGGCGGCGGCACGACCGAGGCGAGCGUCAUGACGUUCGUGGACGGCGUGUAUGAAGCCCUGAGCUCGCAGUAUGACCCGUUCUUUGGAGGGCAGGACUUGGACAGGAGGAUCGUGGACCACUUCGUCCGACAGAUCAGGGACAAGCAUGGAAGGGACAUUGCUGACGACAGCGCUGCUCUCGAGAAGCUGAGGACGGCGUGUGAGCGUGCCAAGAAGACGUUGAGCCACCAGGAUCAUGCGCAAGUGACCGUCGAAUCGCUCGUCGACGGCGUGGAUUUGUCGGAGCCGCUGACGCGUGCUGAGUUUGAGGAACUGAACCAUGAUCUGUUCCUCAAAGUUGUUGAGAUGGUGGAUAGGGUGGUGUCACAGGCUCAAGUGGACACCAUUGAUGAGGUGCUUCUUGUUGGCGGAAGCACCAUGAUCCCAAAGGUUCAGGAACUCAUCAGGGACUACUUUGGUGGGACGACCAAGACCGUGCUCCAUACAAGGCUAAAGCCAGAUGAAGUGGUCACCAUUGGAGCCGCGGAGUACAGCAAACGACCAGACGCCUUGUGUAGCAGCAGCUGCUGA